GUGCACACACGACGAUAGCGAGAUGAACAAUGCUCCCGCUGACCCGCUAUCUUGGUAUUAUGAUAUACCCGUGGUGACCCGGGUGUAUCUGACGGCUGCGUUUGUUACGACGGCCAUGUGCCAGCUGGAUGCCACCUCUUCGACGAAGCUCUUCUUCAGCUGGCCGCUGAUAUGCAAGGGGCAGGUGUGGCGGCUAGUGACCAACUUCUUCUACUUCGGGGCGCUGGACGUGCACUUUCUCUUCCACAUGUACUUCCUCGUGAGAUAUAGCCGAUUACUCGAGGAGGGAGACUUCAGGGGGAGAACGGGAGACUUCGUGUGGUUCUUGCUGUUCUGCGCCUCGCUCAUGAUUGGGGCGGCCCCCUACUUGGCAAUGAACUUCCUUGGCCGACCGCUUGCGUUCAUGAUGGUCUACGUCUGGGGGAGGAGAAACGAGCACGUGAGAAUGAACCUGCUGGGGAUGUUCCCCUUCACGGCGCCGUACUUGCCGUGGGUCCUGCUCCUCCUGUCGGCAGUUCUAGGAUCGCCGCUGGAAAGCGAUCUGUUGGGCAUCGCCGUUGGUCACCUAUUCUUUUUCCUAGAGUUCGUAUACCCGGAAGUGGCGAACAUCAGGGGCUGGAAGUGGAAGCAGCUCAUGCGCGCGCCUAGGAUUGUACAGCAGCUUUGCGGGCAGGUGCCUGCCGUGGACCGUCAGGAUGUGCCAGUAGUGGUUCCGGUACCCGAUGUCGGACAGGGUCACUUGCACGACGACUGAUGGGGGGGGGGGGGGGGGGGGGGNGGGGGGGGGGGGGGGGGGGAGAGCAAAACGCCUCGAUUCCCCUGAAAAGAUGUCUUAUUUGUCCUUGGAUAGGUUACGGUUUCUUUUGCGGAGUGGGGGAGUCGCGACGUCUGUCGUAUGUGGUCAAGUCUGAAUGUGGAACACGCGUGCCUGGCGGUACAGCAGUUGGCCUACGAGCAGCAUCUGUGGUUCUUCACGCGCACAAGUAGUAUGGCCGUUUCACAUGGCAGGAUCAGAUGGUUCUGCCACCGCCCAUGUUGAUCACGUCUGCCCCCAAGGUGGUCCAUCCUUUAAGCUGUUCGAGGGUCUCAGCUGAAAGGGCUUUCUAGGGAUUGCUCAAGUUGUAUUGCCGUGGAGGGAGCAUGUGUGUGUUCGGACGGUCGGUGUAGACACUCGAUAAAUACCCUUGUUUUUUUGUUUGCUUGUUUGUUUUUGUCUCCCAUCAUU
Ectocarpus sp. CCAP 1310/34 is the source of this 1225-nucleotide messenger RNA. The record is from the annotation of a GenBank genome assembly. Lineage: Eukaryota; Phaeophyceae; Ectocarpales; Ectocarpaceae.